GCAGUCACGCCGGCGCCGGGCGCGGAUAAGGGGCAGGCGGCCGAGCGGAGCGUGCAGCGGGCCAAUCACAGCGCAGCCUGCCAUCGCGCCACCCAGCGGCCGGCCAAUGGGGAGGCUGCAGCCUCUAUAAAAGCAGGCGCUGCUGGGGCGUCAGCUGUAGGCGAUCUGCAGCAGCCGCGGGUUCAGUACUUUAGCUACGCCUCGGCCAAGGCACGCACCGAGCAGACCGCGCUCAAGUCGACCGGCGGCAAGGCGCCCCGCAAGCAGUUGGCUACUAAGGUGGCUCGCCAAAGCGCGCGGGCCGCCGGCGGCGUCAAGAAGCCGCACCGCCACCGGCCCCGCACUGUGGUCCUCCGCGAGAUCCGGCGCUCCCCGAAGUCCACCGAGCUGCUGAUCCGCAAGCUGCCGUUCCAGCGGCUGGUGCGCGAGAUCGCGCAGGACUUCAAGACCGACCUGCGCUUCCAGAGCUCGGCCGUGAUGGCCCUGCAGGAGGCGUGCGAGGCCUGCCUGCUGGGGCUCUUCGAGGACACCAGGCUGUGCGCCAUCCACGCCAAGCGCGUCCCCAUCAUGCCCAAGGACAUCCAGCUGGCGAAGAGCAUCCCCUGCCACGCUGAAAGAAAAGGAGGGGCCGUAGGGAUUCUCGCAAUCCCGAGAGGAAACAAGAGUCCUGGCCCGGAGCCCCGGACGGGCAUCGCGGAGGGGAGGGCACAGCAGGUGUAUUCGGCAAGAUUCCUGGGGGGUUGGUGCUCCCGCGGGGGUGGGGGACGCAGGGAGCUGGGGCUGCUCUGUGGCUGGGGGGCUGCUCCAAGGACGGAGCCUUCAGACGCCGGUGAGCGCUUAAGACGCCUGCGUGGUGUGGUCACUGAGCCCGGCCAAGGCCUCUUCACAAGCUUAUCAGAUUUGGCAGGCUGCUGUGGGGGUCUGUUGGCCUUGCUGCCGCCCAAGACAAGCCUGGAGGGUUUCAGGCCAGCAGACGACUCCUGA
Molecule: messenger RNA, 984 nt
Organism: Callorhinus ursinus (northern fur seal)
Lineage: Eukaryota; Metazoa; Chordata; Mammalia; Carnivora; Otariidae
Source: RefSeq, a predicted model, not a curated record